AUGGACAUUGCGGAUCACGAACGCGGUGAGAAGCACCUCGAGGGCGAGGAUGUGGGCCUGGAGGCUCUUACCGGGACUGUGGCCAACAUCCACUUGGAUAGUCCCGAGGCAAAAAAGGUGUUGCGCAAAAUUGACCUUCACCUGCUACCGCUUCUCUGCUUCACCUAUCUGAUCCAGUUCUUGGACAAGUCAUGUGUCUCUUAUGCUGCUCUAUGGGGUAUGAAGACGGACGCACAUCUCGUAGGCGAACAGUAUGCUUGGCUCACCACUAUCUUCUAUAUCGGGUACAUGGUCAGCGAGUUUCCAACCAAUGUCCUCUUCCAACGAUUCAACAUUGCCCGCACCUGCGGUAUCUUCAUCAUCCUAUGGGGGAUUGUUCUUCUUUGUAUGACUGGUGCCAAUAACUUCGCCGGCCUCUUGACCGCGCGCCUGUUUCUCGGCGCGCUAGAAGCUGGUGUCAGCCCGUGCUUUGUUCUUCUUACGUCCAUGUUCUACACGAAGAGCGAACAGCCGUUCCGAACUGGCAUUUGGUUUUCGAUGAAUGGCUUGGCGAACAUCCUUGGUGGCCUCAUCGGAUACGGCAUUGGAUUUAUCAAUGCUGACAUUCCUGCCUGGAAGUUUCCCUUCGUCAUCUUUGGAUCGAUCACCAUUGUUUGGGGAUUCGUUUUUCUGUACUUUGCACCUUCUAACCCAAUUAAAGCUAAAUGGUUGACACCGGAGGAGAAGGCAAUUGCCGUUCUUCGUCUGGCCGAGAACGAAACCGGUAUCGACAAUAAGAAGUUCAAGUGGUACCAAGUCAAGGAAGCCUUGGUUGACCCCAGUUUUUGGCUGCUGAACCUGAACACUCUAGCCAAUUGCAUUCCUAAUGGAUCUGUCUCUGCAUUUGGGCCAUUGAUCGUAAAUGGAUUUGGAUUCACUAAAUUUCAGUCAACAUUACUCAAUAUGCCUAGUGGUGCCGCUCAGAUCAUGGCACUGUGGACUGCCGGAUUCAUCACCAUGAAGGUUAAAAACGUCCGACAUUUCGUUGCGAUAGGAGGUGUACUUGUUGCCAUUAUUGGUUCUGCUUUGAUUUACGCUCUCCCUGAUUCCCAUCGCGUUGGAAGGCUAAUUGGUUACUAUCUUCUUGUUGGAUUCAGCGUUACAUUUGUGCAAAGUCUCAGUCUCGUCCAGGCGAACGUUGCUGGAAGAACGAAGCGGACCAUGUUCACAUCGUCAGUUUUCGUUAGUUACUGCGUUGGUAACCUGAUCGGGCCGCAGCUUUUCUUCGAGCGUGAGGAGCCUCGUUACCAAUCAGGCUUCGCGUCUAUGCUUGUCUGUUUUGGUGCCCAAGUCUUCUUCAUGGGACUGCUUUACUUCGUCAAGGCGAGAGACAAUCGCAAGCGUGAUCGCUUGGCUGGCGACACCCCCGCAGCUGGAGUGCAUGAUAUCAUUGUUCUCGGUCUCUCGGAUAAGACUGAUAAAGAGAAUCUUCACUUCCGAUACGAGCUUUAA
This is a messenger RNA of Phaeoacremonium minimum UCRPA7, 1491 nucleotides long. Its product is annotated as putative mfs allantoate protein. Gene Ontology annotation, cellular component: plasma membrane. The transcript is spliced from 10 exons. The coding region runs from base 1 to 1491 and encodes 496 amino acids. Gene Ontology annotation, biological process: tripeptide transport; transmembrane transport; dipeptide transport. Gene Ontology annotation, molecular function: allantoate transmembrane transporter activity; dipeptide transmembrane transporter activity. NCBI's taxonomy places the organism in Eukaryota, Fungi, Ascomycota, Sordariomycetes, Togniniales, Togniniaceae. The record is from RefSeq and is a predicted model, not a curated record.